This is a messenger RNA of Coturnix japonica (Japanese quail), 3900 nucleotides long. It is a transcript of the gene FKTN, whose product is annotated as fukutin. Lineage: Eukaryota; Metazoa; Chordata; Aves; Galliformes; Phasianidae. Gene Ontology annotation, cellular component: Golgi membrane. The record is from RefSeq and is a predicted model, not a curated record.
GCGGGCGGUCAUGCGCGCAGAGGGAGUCGCGGAGGUCGGGGUGUUGUGGUCGCAGUUUGGGGCGGCCUUUCCGUGCCCAGCAGGGCCCGGUGCAGCGGGGCAGUGCCGGCGGUACGGUGUGCGGCUCAGCGCGGCCGCAGUGACGCUGCUGUGGGGAAGAUGAGAGGCGCGGCGCUGCUGUGGGGCGGCGUUGUCGUGCGGCCCCGGGACUGAUGCAGAAGGUCAACAAGAACGUGGUGCUGGCUGUGCUGAGCCUGACCAGCCUGGUGUUCCUCCUCUUCCAGCUCUACUACUACAAGUUCUACCUGUCGCAGAAGAAUGGAGCAGUUUUUUCAAAAGCCAGAGGAAGCCAGUCUGGCCAAGACAGCACUAGAUGGCAUGUGGUUAGGAAGUUCCUAGGCUUAAUAUCCAGUCACAAUAUACCAGUAUAUUUGAUUGAUCCUUUAAUUCUGGGACUUGUUGAUAAAGACAUUGAACAGAUCAGAAGUUCUUCUGAUGGCCCUAGUCCAGAAUGCAAGUACUUCUGUGCUCCAAGAGACUUCACUACAUUUGCGCUACUGGACAAAGCAUGGAAACACGAAGUGGGACUUUUUAGAACUGCUGAGAAGAUGGGGUUCCAAUGGCUAAAGGUUCUAAAUAAGGACCCUCGCUUGGAUGGGAUGGAUGAUCUGUCUGGGACUGAAAUUCCCUUGCACUACAUUUUUAAGCUGGCUUCUCAUGCCAUUCACCUGGUGGUGUUCUAUGAGAGGAGCGGAAAUUUCCUCUGGCAUGGCCCCCUAAGGCUUAAGCAACAUAUGGACAGAAAAUUUGUGCCUUUCCGGAAACUCCACUUUGGUCGUUACCCUGGAGCAUAUGAAAAGCCUGAACUUCUGUUUGUUUCUAUUGAUGACUUAAAAGUACAAAUUCCAAAAAAUCCAUCCAGUUUUCUGGAAGAGAUGUCACACUCUAGAUUUCUUGAAUGUAGGUACAGAGAAGCUCGGGCUUUCUUUCAGAUGUAUCCCGAUGAUGCCUCUGCUGAUGCAGUGGAAUUCAGAAAAAGAGCAAAAUCCUUGCUCCACCUGGCUGCGCUGACACUGAAUAACUUGGGAGUGAAGUUCUGGCUGAGCAGUGGAACGUGCCUUGGAUGGUAUAGACAGUGCAAUGUCAUUCCUUACAGCAAAGAUGUGGACCUGGGGAUCUUUAUAAGGGACUACAAAGCUGAUAUCAUUCCAGCUUUUCAGAAAGCAGGAUUACCAUUAAAGCACAAAUUUGGCAAGGUAGAAGACAGUUUGGAACUCUCUUUCCAAGGAGAUGGUGAUGUGAAACUUGAUAUUUUUUUCUUCUAUGAAGAAGAUGACUACAUAUGGAAUGGAGGAACUCAGGCAAAGUCGGGCAAGAAAUUUAAGUAUCUCUUCCCAAAGUUUACUCUGUGCUGGACUGAAUUUGUGGAACUCAAGGUACAUGUACCCUGUGAGACCCUGCAGUAUGUUGAAGCCAACUAUGGCCCAGACUGGAAGGUUCCUGUCAAGACGUGGGACUGGAAGAACUCACCAUCCAACGUGCAGUAUAAUGGUGUCUGGCCUGUUGACGAAUGGGAUGAAGUCAUUCAAAUCUACUGAACAUCUCUUCACUCCCAAUAAGUGUCUGGUAUCCUUGAAACUGUCAGUCUGUAAUUUCCUGUCUCCCAAAGGCAUCAACACCUGCUACUUUUGUAACUCCUCAUCUGUUUCCUAAAGAGACAUUUUCCAUUUUUGUCUUAGCAGAUAAUUUUUACACAUUCAUUGUGAGUUGUCCACAUAGUUAAAGGCAGAUUGUGGGAACUAAGGAGGAGGAAAGCUGAAAGGAAAAGUAUACAAAAUCUUGCAGUGAACGUAUGGGCAGUUGACUGUUAAAGUAGAACCCAUGGCCAAGUUGCUUGAUCUGGGGAUCAUCAAAACCUUGGGACCAUUCGCUUCUCAAGAAAGAUAGAAUGGAAAAUCCUGAAGCUGUUCUGUUUUCUUCUGAGGAGCUUAUAUGGAUUUACAAUUCUUAAACACCCAAUUUGUGAGUGCAUUUAAUUUGUGACUGAUGUAUUGCUAUAGUGUGUAAGGGGGUUGCCUCUUGGAGUGGAAUGUUUCAGUUCAGAACCUGUGUGACCCACCCACUCUGUAUGCGUUGGGUUAUGGUGUAAUAUUAAGUGAGGGAAGAAUCAAAAGCACAAUCUGCAUCAGACAUCUUCAAGUAACAGUUGUAUUUUUUUUUCAUGAACUAACCACCACAUGUAUUAACAACAGGGAACAUUAGGUGUUUUUCUCUCUCUCUCUCUUUUUUUUUUUUUUUUCCUAGAACUUGAGGGUGUACGCUGCAGGAAUGUUUUUCCCAUUAGAAUACACUACCUGGCUUUGAUGUCCCAAUUGGUGUUCCCUCUGUAGGUGCCAAGCAGAGUUUAGAGGAUCAUAUCUCUUUCUGCUCUCUAAAAAUGAGGGAAUUGAUACUUUUCUGCUAAACCUGGGCUUACGGAAGGUUGAUAUGAAUCAUAGCUCUUUUCUGUAAGCAUAAGCAGAAGUGUGUACAAAUACUGACUGCUCCAUCAAAUUCACAACAGCAUAAUUGCAAGUGUAUGUUAGGCUUUGAAUGGGAAAGGUGCAAGCCUGAUAGCUCCCUUGUUUCUAGUUGCACUUUUGGCCAGUGAAAUGAGCUUUUUUGUUCUGUGUUUUGGGGAAGGAAAAUAGCUUUCAUAUGAAAUAUGAAGUGAGCAGGAUUGUUCCAGUCCUGCUCUGUAGGGAAGAUGAGACCAUUAGCAUUAGUGGUGAGUUAGGACUAGUAUGUGAUUCGUAUCCAUACAUCACUUAUGAACUAGCAUCAAGGUACUGAAUGUUUGUCUUAUUUUCUUGCAACAGAUCUGGAUUCCCACUUUCCUUGUUAAAGUAGAAGGGCUAUCUAUGAUCUGCAGCUCUUCCACACUUUUACUGGCAAGACUGAGAGUGUGAUUUGCAUUCUGUUGGUGUGCAGUUUUCAGCUCUGUAUUCAAAUACAUAUAGUUCUGGAGAGAUGAAAUGGCAGCUGUCGUGGGGCUGUUCCACUACUGUAUCAUUCCAGCUGCACUCUGGGUCUUCACUGCAGUUUCCAUCCUGGAGUGUGUGGCAUACGUUUCCCUACUCGUUCUCUGUGUUCCAAAGUUCUCCUGACACUGAGGCACUGGAGUGAAUUAUGCAGCUUCUGACACAAACUUGUCAUGUUGUCUUGACGUGGUAUUGUAACUUUACCUAACUAGGAAGAACAAGGUGUGAAAUCCCACUAUUGCCAUUUACCUGCACACAGAAACAUUGCGUCAUAAGGGGUAAUUUCUCAGGUGGAUUUUUUUUUGUGGAUUUUUUUUUUCCUUAAAAUGGAAAAGCCAAUGUCCUCAUCAUUUUACUGCCCAGAACUCUGUUGUCAUUGACUUCUGUGUUCAGCAGUGUACAGUAGGCCUGCAAGUUUUACAACUACAGUAGAUCUUUUAAAAGAAUCAAAGGACUUGAUUUAAAAGAAUCAAAAUUCUAUCAGAAAACUGUAACCCUGUCAAAUUUGUGACUUCAUAGAUGGAAAGAAUUUGUAAUGGUAAGAAUGCAUGUCCCUGAGAAGAGAGGAUGUCUUAAAUAUUUGAUGAUAACCGUGUAUAAGUUAUUCAAGUUAAAAUAUUUUUGGAAGAUACAAAUAAAUAUUUAACACUGAUUAGAAGAAUGAGAGUCUUAGUUUACUGCUCAGUUUGUGGUUUCAUGCCUCAUUUUGUCAUCUUGGGCUGCAUUUCUGACAGUCAUUGUAGUUGCUGUGAAACACUGUAAAGGAAAAAGAAAAAUGUGAGCUGUUUCUUACACUGCGUAGUGACUGUUUAUUUUGAGCUUUUUAAUAAACUUGAUGAGAUGUCAGCUAUGCCAAAUCUGAUUUGGCAUUCUGAUUUGA